This is a messenger RNA of Dromaius novaehollandiae (emu), 4363 nucleotides long. It is a transcript of the gene LRRC66, whose product is annotated as leucine rich repeat containing 66. Gene Ontology annotation, cellular component: extracellular matrix. Gene Ontology annotation, molecular function: protein binding. The coding region runs from base 206 to 3916 and encodes 1236 amino acids. NCBI's taxonomy places the organism in Eukaryota, Metazoa, Chordata, Aves, Casuariiformes, Dromaiidae. The record is from RefSeq and is a predicted model, not a curated record. The transcript is spliced from 4 exons.
GGGGGGGGGGGGGGAAGGUUACCAAUUUCUGAAUAUGCUUUUUGAAAAAUACCUAAGAGUCCAAAACUGUAUGUUUAAGGCAGAACAUUGGCAGUGGUUUGGGUAUUUGUUUCUUGUUUUUUUGAAUGUUAAAAGUAUUUCUGCUUUCUAUGUGAUUGUAGUUAUGUUGAACUUACCAUAAUUUUACAUCUUACAUAUAGAUAUUAUGGAUAGCCUUCAUUUGAGUGUCAUAGCUGUGCUCCUUUACUUUAACCUUCCUGGACUGACGGACACCAAGUCACACCAGAUUCUUUCUGAUAUCUCUCAUCAUUCAGACUGCUGGUGGGAUGGGAAGUUCUUAGUGAACUGUUCAUUUACUGGAAUAUCUGCUAUUCCAGAAGAUAUAUCACAAACAGUGGUAACAGCUGAUUUAAGUUACAACAACAUUAAAACAUUCCUGUGCACCAAUGGCAGAAAUGAAAAAUGGAUGCUGAAACACCUGAAUCUCAGUAACAACCUGAUUUCUGAAGUCUCCUUUACCACUCUUAGAAACUUACCAGUUUUAGAAACUCUAAACCUCAAUGGUAAUGCCAUCAACACCCUCACACUGGACAUACCUACACCUGCACAUGUGUCUGAAAAGUACAGAGAAGCCUAUCAUCUCUUGCCUGCUUUGAAAGUAUUAUCAGUUGAAAGAAACAAUCUUAAUACAAUUCCUAGAGGACUAGGAAUGCUGCAGUCUUUACAAACUGUCCAUUUGUCAUCCAAUGACAUAUUACAGAUUGAUUUGAAUGAUUUUCAAAACUGUUCACAACUGAAGAAUAUCUACUUACAAGACAACAAGAUAACUAAAAUUCAUCCAGAUGCCUUCAAGGAUCUCAACAAAUUACAGGUCGUGGAUCUCCGUGGAAAUGAUCUGACAACUCUUCCACCACAUAUAUUAAUCAAUUUGAACAUAUUUCAACUUGGAGUGGAUUCAUCAAAUCAUCCCUGGAUAUGUAACUGCAGACUAAAUGCUUUCAAAAAUUUAAUUCAUUUUCUUUUUGACUCAAUGAGGGAAAAAUGGAAUAUUUCAUGCAAUAAAUCUGCCAACAUCUCACUGAAACCUCUCCUGCCUCUUUCAAGUUUCCAUUUAAACUGCAAUGACAGUGUUUCAUUUAAAACAACUGUAAUCCCAACAGGAAAGACAUCUGUGCUAAACUGUGACUUGGAUAACACAAGCGGUAAUGGCGUCUCUUGGUGGACAUCUACUGGCAGAAUUUCAAAAGACAUUAGUCUUCCUCAUUUGACAUUAGAUAAAAUGAAUAAUUUAGUAAUAUACAAUGCUGAUAGAAAUGUUGAAGGAUUUUAUAUGUGUAUUUUUAAUACAACAAGAAAGAAAUAUCUCAUCUACAAUAUAGAGGUAAAAGAAAAGCUUUCAACUUCUUUGGUUAGAAAAAUCCGGGAUACUAACACUGUUUUUAGACAAGGAAGAACGGAACAAGACCUUGCAUUGGCCAUCUGCCUCUCAGUGUUCAUUACAUUUGUUUGUGUUUUUUGUCUGGGUGCCUUUGCUAGACCCUACCUUGUGAACUUGUGGAGACUCCUGCACAGAAACAAAAAUUCAGCUUCAGAACACAUUUAUUCUAAUCAAGCUUUUUCAAAUGAAACUCUGGGCAGAGAGUGUUCUACAAGCAAAUCAACAAAUACACAGAAUAAUUUGUUAAUUUGUGAUGAAAAUUCUUUAAAAAACACAUGUAUUUUUCCUACAGAAACUUCUAGUUUGUAUGAAAGUGUCGUUUAUAGCAAUGCAUAUGCACCAAAUACUGAGGAAAAGUACCAGAAGCAAAGCAGUAAUGAGAUCAAAGCAAAGCAAAAAUCAGUGUUUUCAAACAACAAAGCAACUAGUAUCAGCAAUGAAAAUUAUAUAAAUGUUGAUCACAAUGGACAAUCUUCUGUAAGGAUGGAUUGCAAAAACAGAAAUGAAAUAACACCAAGAAAAGUAACAAACAAUGACAUUUCAUUAUAUGAAGAUUCAAAUUAUGCAAAUAAUGAAAACUCAGAGAACAGCAGUUUCCCUCCCAUACCCAACAGAUUGAACGCUGACCCUUAUUCAAUUCACACUGAAUCUUCGGAUUUAGAUUUACCCUCCACAGGAGAGACUGGCUUUCCAUUUUCUGGAAUACAAACACAUAUAAAUGCACAGGACUCUGGGAACAGUGAGAUAACUAACAAAUCUGAUCUGCUGCAGCCUGAAAUUACAGAGGCUACACCAGACUCUCCUGAAUGGAAAAAAAUGAUCUCACAUAAUGAGCCCCUAAGCGCUAUGACAUUUGUGCCCAGAACACAAAACUGUGAUGAACAGCUUGGUGUAAACGGUAAAGUAAAUAAAAUCAGUGAUGCAGGAGAUUUUAUUUUACCAAAUAGCUGCAAGAAAGAUAUAAAUAAUUUAAGUGCCCAUCUAACAAGAGAAAAUUCUCUUACAGAAUAUUAUAAACCAGAAGGUACUAACGAAAGAGAUGUUUUAGCAGACAUAUUUGGCGAUAGUUCUUCAGACGAAGGGACUUCAUUUACAAUGAGCGACUGCAGUUCUUUAGCAGAUUUAGAACUGGGACAACCUAGCAACAAUCUCCCAGGCUGUCAGUCAUCACUAGAAAAAGCUGAUACAAACAAUGAAACUGGUAAGUUCUCAACAGUGCCAGAGUCUCCAAGCCUUGCUGCUGAACUUCGGCAUAUUGGAAAAGAUGAAAACAUGAACAAUGCCUAUUUUGAAACCACUGUUAGUUAUGGAUCAGAUACUGCCAUGUAUGAAACAGAAUCACCUUACACUAACAAAUGUAGCGAUCAUGUAACUGUGUCAGAUUCUGACACAAUCACUUUUUCUAGUCAAAAAGUUCCUGGUAUGUUUAGGUCUUUUACCAAUCCAGAGUCAACAAUUCAAAGCUCUAUUUCUGAUUCUCUCUGCCAUCAAAAUACAAGUUUUAAUGAUAUCAUGUUAGUUUCAUCAAAACAUUCUCCCACAUAUGCCUUACAUACAGAGAAUACUCCGUCUGAAGAGGCAGACUUGCAGCUGUAUCAAUUUUCCAUUCAACCCCAGCUCUUUCAGAGAUUCAGUCCCAGUGAACAAAAAGAAAAUGCAGCAGAGAUCAGUGCAGAAGAGCACACAGAGAGGAAUUCCUCUGAAGAGAAUCACAAUGAAGGGGAUAUUACAUUAAGAAGAAACAUGAGUACAUCUGAGAAAAAUCAUUUUACAUCUACUCCCAUUGAUUUGAGUUUGAAUCAAAUCAUUAGAAAAACGUCACUACUGUGUUCCAACACAGCCAUCAAUGAAUCAUCUCUUCAAUUUCAGCCUCAAAGCACAACUGAAAGAUGUGUUAUGGUUAUUACUGAGAAAGAGGACUCAUUACCACAGGGGAAGCAAGUGAAAAUGCCUAAGACUUGUGCAGAGAAAAUGCAAAAUGGCUUUAAUAAAAGAGAAUGUGAUGAGUAUACAGAAACACAAGAUAGCACCAAUUGUUGCCUGCCUGAAGAAAUGAAGGCUUGCAAUGUUAUGGCAGAUUUGCAUCAUCUUAACUGUUCUGGGAAAACACAGUUAGUCUUUAACACAGAAAAAUAUUCCCAAUUGGAUCAGAGUGAAGAAAAUGCAUAUUCCUCACCACUUCCACAAGACUUCUUUAAUGAAAGCAUACAAUACAGUUUAUGGUCAUUCCCACAAAAGACUAGAGGAAAUACAAUCUCCAGAAAGACCGAUUCCAGUGAGAUGGAGGAUGACACUACUUUGACAGAACUGGAAAACAAUUCUACAACAGCUGUCAAUCUCCAAAAUUUAAGUGAAAAACUCCAUCAAAAAAAUAAGACCAAUUUAGCUCAGGGUCACUUUUUUGUUAAGAAGAAAAGAGCAUUUGAUGGAUUUGCUAAUGUUUUGCAAAGCAGGAGAACAACAAACUACAACAAAUGAGGUAUAAAAAUGUAAAACCACUACACCUAGGACUCCCACAAUGAUGUCAUAUAGCAGGUGCAAAAAUGACUGUCUUAAAAUGAAGUUCUAUGGCUCCUGGUAACUGCUAAAUACUGAUUUUAUUUUUUUUCCCCUCAGUACAAUAAUCUACCUUUAGCUUUAGAAAAAAACAAGUUAUGGAACUAGGCCAAACAAUCAGAUGAAUGUAGCUGCAUGCCAUGCUCCAAAGUCUGGAUUCAUCUAAUUUAGGCAUCCAAUUUAAAAACACAUAGGUACCAUAAAGCCAAAGGGUAACACAAACAUUUGUGUACACAUAAGCCAGAAGCCAUGGAUUUGUAUUUAGAAUGGUACUUGUAAAAAAAUUCGAAAACAACUGUAGGAUACUCAAAAUGAAUAAACUACUCUACCUUUAAUUGUAAUAAACCUUGCAUUAAGUUAUAAUAAUUU